AUGGCCGAAUUAAGACCGUGCAGACCCGCCCAGCCUCUGUGUUUGGGUAAAUACGAGAGUAUUUCCCAUCAUUGCUUGAUCUCGGAGCAUUUCUCCCGUGGGAAACAGGCAGAAGGCAGAAUUCUGCCCGACCGCGUUCGUAGGCCUUGCCCAGCCCUUCUUCAGGUUCUCGUCACAGAAAAGGAAAAGGAAAAGGAAAAGGAAAAGGAAAAGGAAAAGGAAAAGGAAAAGGAAAAGGAAAAGGAAAAGGAAAAGGAAAAGGAAAAGGAAAAGGAAAAGGAAAAGGAAAAGGAAAAGGAAAAGGAAAAGGAAAAGGAAAAGGAAAAGGAAAAAAGAAAAAGAAAAAGAAAGAAAAAGAAAAAAAUG
Leptosomus discolor (cuckoo roller) is the source of this 366-nucleotide messenger RNA. The record is from RefSeq and is a predicted model, not a curated record. Lineage: Eukaryota; Metazoa; Chordata; Aves; Leptosomiformes; Leptosomidae.